Teleopsis dalmanni is the source of this 1767-nucleotide messenger RNA. Its product is annotated as organic cation transporter protein. The transcript is spliced from 6 exons. Gene Ontology annotation, molecular function: transmembrane transporter activity. Gene Ontology annotation, cellular component: membrane. The coding region runs from base 98 to 1735 and encodes 545 amino acids. Gene Ontology annotation, biological process: transmembrane transport. The record is from RefSeq and is a predicted model, not a curated record. Lineage: Eukaryota; Metazoa; Arthropoda; Insecta; Diptera; Diopsidae.
AACAUAAACAAAUGUAAUCGGUAGUCGGAGAAACGGUGAUCUUUUAUCAAAACGUUAGUUAUUGUCAACUAAAUGUAAGAACAGGAAAACAUCUUCAAUGGAUUUCGACACCAUAUUGGAAAAAUGUGGAAAUUUCGGACGUUAUCAAUUUGUGUUGCUCAUGCUCUAUGGCUAUACUAACAUAUUAUCAUCAUUCCACUACUUUGCACAGACAAUAAUAAGCUUCACACCGGAACACUGGUGCUAUCAUCCAAAACUAGAAAAUUUAACGUUUAGCGAAUUGCGCUCAAUACAUGAGAGUUCACCUAAUCCUGCUUGCAAUUUAGUAAGUGAUGUGGUAAAUGGCGUAGCAGUCUUGGCGGAGGAAGGUGUUUGCACCGAAUGGAUAUUUCAAUACGAAAGUGGUUACCGCAGUAUUACAACUGAACUUAAAUGGGUGUGCAAUGAUGCGGUGAAAGCAGCAAUUGGUCAAUCUUUUUUCUUCAUCGGUUCGGUCCUGGGCACCAUUUUUUUCGGCUUUCUGGCAGACAAGAUCGGUAGAUUGCCCGCUUUACUCAUCAGUACUUUAAUUGGUGCUACAGGGGAUUUUAUUACAUCUUUUGUCUACUCUUUACCUGCAUUUGCUGUCGGCCGCUUUAUAUCGGGCAUAUCAACGGAUACAAUAUUCUUUCUUAUGUAUAUUAUAGUGUUUGAAUAUCUCAAUCAGAAAAAGCGGACAUUCGGUCUUAACAUUAUCACUGGAUUUUUCUAUUGUUUCGGUUUAAUACUUUCGCCCUGGUAUGCAAUAUGGGUGGGCAGCUGGCGUUAUUAUUUACUAAUCGCUUCAUUGCCAGCUAUAUUGGUGCUUGUCUAUCCUCUGUUUAUAUGCGAAAGUGCUCAAUGGUUAAUCACUAAACAAAAUUACGAGGGUGCAGUACGUUGCCUUAAACGUGUCGCUAAAUUUAACAAGCGAACCGUUCCCGAAGAGGUCUUCACGGAAUUCGUUCAUCAUUAUGAAGAAAAAUUUGCAGCUGAAAAAAAACUGAACAAAACGAAGGACAAUUUCUUGGGUAUGCUGCGUACGCCACGCCUACGGAAAUUUACUAUAAUACUACUCAUAAAAUCCAUGAUUGUAACUUUAACUUUUGACAUUUUAAGUCGUAACAUGGAGGGUCUAGGCACAUCACCAUUCAUGCUAUUCUCCUUCACUUCUAUUGUUUACAUUCCCGGUGGCCUUACCAUAAUAUUUCUACAAAAUAUUAUUGGUCGCAAGGGCAUGGCGUGUAGUUGCCUCUUUGUUAGUGCCAUCAUAACAGCUGUAACUGGCUUUCUAAUCGCAUUUUUGGACCGACAGAAUAAUGCUCUAUUGCUAGCUAUUAUGGUCGGCUUAGGGCGCUACGGUGCUAUUGUCGCUUACGAUGCUGAAGCACAGUAUGCUGCAGAAAUUAUACCAACAACCGUGCGUGGUCAAGGCGUUUCAAACAUACAUGUUGUAGGCUAUGCUUUUAGUUUCUUGAGUUCAUAUAUAAUCUACUUAGGCACCUUUUACAAACCGUUGCCAUCAAUUUUUAUUAGCAUUAUUCUGUUUUUCGGUGCUGGAUUAUGUUUGGCAUUACCGGAAACAUUGCAUAAAAAAUUACCUGAAACUUUAAAGGAUGGAGAACAGUUUGGUAUUAAUGAAAAAUGGUAUUACUUUCCGUGUUUUGAUAGGAAGAAUCGUUUACAAAAAAAUCAGAAAAUUUCUGAUAUUAAAUAAAUUAUUUUUGUGUAAUAUGAAAAUCAAUAAUA